AUGUCAGACGCGGUGACUUCACAGGCUAGCAGGUCCAACACUAAAAAUGACAUCGGGUGGAAAUAUUGCCAUGCACCAAAUGAUAGUGAUACAAACACAGCUGUUUGUAAUUAUUGCGCGAAAAUUAUGAAUGGAGGAAUAACAAGGGCCAAGAACCAUUUGAUGGGAAGAAAGGGAGAUGUUGCAGCAUGCAAAAAAUGUCCGACAGAAGUUCGAGAAGAACUUUGGGCUUAUGUGAAGGAAAAAGAAAAUACCGGACCUGGUGAUAGCAAGUAUGUUUCACUUGACGAUAGUGAUGAUGACACUUCCUUACCACCUUCUAGAAAGAAUGUUGCUGAGUUGAAAGGUCUGAUGGAUCUAUUUUGCCGAAAGCCAGAGACUGCUAUUGGCAAGAGGAAGAAAGAAAAACUAAAACAAGUUAGCAUAAGAGAGGCUUGUGACAAAGAAGCAACGGCUAGGGUCCAUGAACUUAUUGCUCGCUUUUGGUAUCACGGCAACUUGUCAUUCAAUCUUGUCAAACAUCCAUGCUUAGGAACUAUGGUUGCUGGUAUUGGUUCCUUUGGCCCACAUUUGCAAACUCCGAGCCCCCACGAGAUGAGAGUUCCACUCUUAAAUAAUGAAGUGGAUUACACCAAGAACUUGAUGAGUCAUCACGGGGCGGAGUGGAAGAGGAUUGGUUGCUCUGUUAUGUUUGAUGCUUGGACAGAUAGUAAGCAAAGAUGCAUCGUUAAUUUCUUGGUGAACUCGCAAGCGGGUACUAUGUUUGUGAAGUCCAUGGAUGCUUCCGACUUUGAUAAGACGGGACAAAAAUUAUUUGAACUUCUUGAUUCUCCAGUGCAGGAGAUUGGGGAGGAAAAUGUUGUCCAAGUUAUCACGGAUAAUGGGAGUAAUUAUGUGGACGCGGGUAAGUUGUUGGAGGACAACAGACCACAUCUUUAUUGGACUCCUUGUGCGGCUCAUUGCAUUGAUUUAAUGCUUGAAGACAUCGGGAAGCUUCCUUUGAUUAGGAAAACCAUCAAAAGUGGGAUCUUCCUUGUGGGGUUUAUCUAUGCCCACUCGAGUACCUUGAGUUUGUUGAGACAUUUCACAAACAAAAGGGAAAUGGUGAAACAUGUCGUCACCCGGUUUGCUACAUCAUUCCUCUCUUUAGAAAGACUCCAUCAAGAGAAGUCAAAUCUCCGAAGGAUGUUUACUUCGGAGGAGUGGAACAAGAACAAAUUUUCGAAGGAUGCCAAGGGAAGGGAAGCGAUGAGAGUUGUGCUUCGGCCUUCUUAUUGGAACAAUGUGGUUUGCACUCUCAAAGUCAUGGCUCUUUUUGUUCGAGGGCUUCGCCUUGUGGAUGGUGAAAAAAACCCGACAAUGGGCUACAUUUAUGAAGCAAUGGAUAAGGCAAAGGAAGCAAUUAUGACGUCUUUCAGUAACGGUGAAAGAAAAUACAAGGAUGUGUUUGAAGUUAUUGAUAAAAUGUGGAAUUUGCAACUUCAUCGUCCUUUGCAUGUGGCCGCCCACUUUUUAAAUUCGGAGUUCUUUUUAAGAACCUCGAAAUGGAGUAUGACUUGGAGAUUAGCAGUGGAUUCAUGGAGUGCAUUAAGAGGGAGAGGGAAGGAGAAAGUGGUUGAAGAUGAGGAAGUGGAGUUUGAAGAUCAAGAUGAUGAAUCUCAAAAAGAAGAAGAUUUUGUGGAUUUGGAGGAUUCUGAUGGAGAAGAGGAAGAGGGAGAUGCUUUACUUAACGAUAACAUGGAAAAUGAUUAUGUUGGGCUUGAGGAGGAGGAUUAA
Striga hermonthica is the source of this 1776-nucleotide messenger RNA. The record is from the annotation of a GenBank genome assembly. Lineage: Eukaryota; Viridiplantae; Streptophyta; Magnoliopsida; Lamiales; Orobanchaceae.